UAACAUUACAAGCUAGCCCACAGCCCUGGUGUCACCUGAUAGUGUCCCACUGAAGAACUAACCAGGUCUGACACUCCUUAGGGGAUUUGAUAUCAGCCAGAAUCAGCUAAAUGCUGUUACCUGACCUGCGUACAGCUUAUGUAAAGUCAUAGAAUUAAGAAAAACCUCCAACAAAUAGCAACUGCAUCUUCUUUUGUGUUGAGUGGAUACAAUAAGAACACUACUCUGUACAUUUCUUCUUUGUCAGGAAAUGGCCAUUUUUAUCAAAGUUUCAUUCAUAGUUUCACAUGCAUUUUCAAAAUCCUUCAUGUUACUACCUAGAUGUGGCCCAAAGUGAUACAUUUAACUGACAUUCAAUCACUGUAUGUAUUUUUUUCUAAGUUUUGUGUUUUUUAAAAUAACAACAAAAAAUGUUUAUUGUCACUGGCAGAUCACAGAUAAAGGGGAAGGCAAUUUAACUGUCCUUCCCCAACCUAAUGCCUUUCAGACAUUUUAGACUAAAAUCUACUAUCUCUAGCAGCAUGGCCAAUAGCUGGGAGUAAUGGGAAUUGUAGUUCAUUACAAAGUGCAACUCACACUAUGUUAUUUUCUUGCUUCCUUGUCUCAAUAACAUCAGAGCCAUUGACAGAUUUCAGGAGGUUCCCUCACCAUUGCUGGACAGGACAGAAUGAAAGCUGGGGGUGUUAUGCCUAUUUUUAACAUUUCAGACAUACUAGAGCCAAUCAACAAGAUCCUACUAUUCAUCACAAGAAUGAAGAAACGUAAGUGCUUCUAUAAUUCAGUACGAUGGCGUGUCUUGAUACUGUUUUUAACAGUCGUGCUGCUCUUGCUGCUUAAACUUCUCAAAGUUAAUUGGAUUUUAUUCUUUCACAAAGAUAUUUACUUUGUAGAACCAUUUUUAAGUGCAUCAUCAUUUGUGAAAAACAGGUACAGCCACUUAAAAAAAAAUCCCCAGUAUGAAAUUAAUUGUUCCUCCAUCUAUGAUCAAGAUCCCAUGGAGAUUGGAAAGUCUUUACAGAUAAAGAGAAAGAAGAUUAUUGAUCUAGAAGAUGAAGAUGUUGUAGAAAUGACCAGUAACUGUCAGGUAUACCGAGCAAUUAGAAAAUAUCACCUAAAGACUGUUUCUCCAGAAGAGGAGGAAUUCCCUUUAGCUUAUUCUCUGGUUGUUCACAAAGAUGCCAUAAUGGUUGAGCGGCUCAUCCAUACAAUAUAUAGCAUUCAGAAUGUCUACUGUAUUCAUUAUGAUCAAAAGUCUUCUAACACUUUCAAACAUGCUUUGGAGAAUCUGGCCAAAUGUUUCUCUAAUAUUUUUGUUGCAUCCAAAUUGGAAGUGGUAGAGUAUGCCUAUAUUUCAAGACUGCAGGCAGACUUGAAUUGUUUAUCUGAUUUACUGAAAUCUCCAGUUCCAUGGAAGUAUGUAAUUAAUUUAUGUGGUCAAGACUUUCCCCUGAAAUCAAACUUUGAGUUGGUAUAUGAACUUAAGAAACUAAAUGGAGGUAAUAUGUUGGAGACCAUCAGACCAAGCAGUAGUAAAAAGGAAAGAUUUACUUAUCACUAUGAACUUCAGAAAAUGUCUUAUAGGAAGAUGCCUGCAAAAACUAGUAUUUCAAAGGAUCCACCUCCACACAAUAUUGAAGUUUUUGUAGGCAGUGCCUAUUUUGUUUUAUGUCGAGCUUUUGUACAGCAUAUUCUUGGCAGUUCCUAUGUUCAAGAUUUUUUGGAAUGGUCAAAGGACACUUAUUCACCUGAUGAACAUUUCUGGGCAACUCUUGUUCGUGUACCUGGAGUACCUGGACAGAUUUCAAGAGAAGCUCAUGAUAUCACAGAUCUUCAGAGCAAAACGCGUUUAGUAAAAUGGAACUACCUUGAGAACUAUCUGUAUCCUCCCUGUACUGGUGCACAUCUUCGCAGUGUGUGCAUCUAUGGAGCUGCAGAAUUAAGAUGGCUCCUCAACUACGGGCAUUGGUUUGCCAACAAAUUUGACUCAAAAGUGGAUCCUAUUUUAAUAAAAUGUUUGGCAGAAAAGAUUGCAGAACAGCAAAACGAAUGAGUUGGCUUAGCUUCUGAAAAAAUGAUUUAUAUACAGAAUAUUUACAGAUGUCUCCUAUCAGUAUAGAAUAGUUUUGAGUGGAUCAUCUGGUAUUUUUAAAGUGAGGAAUUGCUGGAUGGAGCCUUUUUGCUUGUCAGACACAUUUCUGUAAGGGACUCUCUGGUCUAUCUUGGCAAAAUGCAGAUAUAUUUCUACAUGUGCAACUAAAAUAAGGCAUUCCCUAGCUGAGCACUGAGCAAUUGUCUCUAUUUAAGAUCCUUGGAACAUAGAUUACAGGUAGUCCUCGUUUAGUGACUGCUCAUUUAGUGACCAGUCACCGUUACAAUGGUAAUGAAAAAGUAACUUUAUGACCAAACCUUGCAUUUACAACCUUCACAGGUCUGUAAUGCAAAGGAAAGCU
Python bivittatus (Burmese python) is the source of this 2450-nucleotide messenger RNA. The record is from RefSeq and is a predicted model, not a curated record. Lineage: Eukaryota; Metazoa; Chordata; Lepidosauria; Squamata; Pythonidae.